AUGCCGGCAGAGGGUCCAAAUCCACGAGAGGUUACAUCAGAUGCGAGUGUAAGUCAGGAAGAAGAAAAUCUUGGCACAGAUCAGGGUGGUAGUGCCAAGCAGGAACGUGAAGUGAUGACACCUAAUAAUGAUAUCCAUUACACGAGCGUGGGGGUGCUCGCCAGAGGCGUUGCAGACCCGUCAUAUUCGCACGUUGUGUCAAGUGACGUUAGUUAUAAAUCCAGCACAGCGCUAUCAUAUCCAGAGGAAUCGCUAUCGCCAUCGUGUGCGAGUUUCAGCGAGGCUGUUGACGACUCACCAACGGAUGCUGAACAUCAAAUGGGAGCCUCCCCUUGUAACUCUAUUAUUGGUAGCAUCGACAUGGCUGCUGCCAUUAAUGUCCUACGGAGCAGGUUGGGUACCACACACAAAAAGGUAAUGUCGGUUGGGUCGCCACUCUACCGCCGGGAUGGGAAGGGCGGUUGCUCAUGCAAGAGUCCUAGAGCAUCGAGUCCAGGCUCCAUGACAUCGAGAACUUUUAAGGCGAGUAUUACACAUAAUCAGAAAGCAUCCGCGGCGAGCAGUAUAGCCGAUAACGGCAGCCCGUCGGCGAUGGCCUCUCAAACGCGAAGGCCCCUUAAGGGGUGUGAGCCGCGGAGCCCAUCGAGGAGGGAAGUUGUUAUGAUCAGGGAGGACUCCAACGUACGAUUCGGGGUGGAUAAUGAGAGGGAGUGCCAUGGGGACGAUGUUAAUGAGGACGUUCCUCGUUUGGUUUUAACGAGGGAGUCGCUUGAGUCGAUGUGCGGCAAAAGUAACAUCCGUGUCAGCAGCCCGCUGCCACCAAUAGAUGUGUCUGAACACGGAUCGCCACGAAAAUGCAUUAUGAUCCGCUCCACCGCCAGCCCUACAAAUGAGAAAGUUCACACACCCGUAAGCAAAGUACCUCCCUUCAAGGGCUCAUGGGCCUCAUCCCCCAAGGCUUCAAUGGAAAAGAAAGGUCCAAACACUUCUGUACUGUUGCCCACUCAAGCGGCUCCCAUCAGUAUUCCUUGUGUCGGCACUGGUUUGGGGAAUUGCCAGCUGCGGGGGAACGGUUUAUGGGGGAAUGAUACCAAUGCGGUACUGCUGGGCGAGCGGACCACAAACGUUGGAACUUUCGCGUCCUCCCCGUUGCCCCGAGCAUUACCGGAACCGCGCAAAGCGGUACCGUCACUAACAAAAGACCGCAAUGGAAAUGCAAGCCUUUAA
Molecule: messenger RNA, 1227 nt
Organism: Trypanosoma brucei brucei TREU927
Lineage: Eukaryota; Euglenozoa; Kinetoplastea; Trypanosomatida; Trypanosomatidae
Exons: 1
Coding region: 1-1227 (408 amino acids)
Source: RefSeq, a predicted model, not a curated record